This is a messenger RNA of Caenorhabditis auriculariae, 878 nucleotides long. NCBI's taxonomy places the organism in Eukaryota, Metazoa, Nematoda, Chromadorea, Rhabditida, Rhabditidae. The record is from the annotation of a GenBank genome assembly.
AUGGGCCGAUGGAUACCCCACCCAUUGACCGACUACGACAAAGAUCGCAGAGUCUACAUGAAUCUUUCUCUUCUCCCUCUCCACGGAACGCACGGAUGGCUGGACAACCUCAUCACUGGAGAUAAAAAGUGGGCCCUCCGUGAUAAUGCUCAGAGCCGUCCUCAGUGAGUAGACAAUGAUGUAAAGGCAGAAGACGUCGCUAAAGCGGAUCUACACGCGAAAAAGGCCAUGCUGUUGAUCUGGUGGUCGGUUCGAGGCGUGGAGUUGUGGGAACUUUUACCAAAAGGGUCGUACAACAACGCCAACCCCUACACUGACCAGCUGCAAAAACUGAGACUCGGCGUCCAAAACAGACGCGAGAAUCAGGCCGUUUUCUACUUCCAACAUGACAACGCUCGGCCACACAUAGCCCGAUCGACGAAGGCUGAGUUGGAGACGUACGGAUGGCAUGUUUUACCUCUUCCACCUUACUUCCCUGACCUUGCCCCUUCUGAUUAUCACCUCUUCUCCCACCUUCAACGAGCCCUCGCGGGGCAGAAAUUCGACGACGAGAUCCAACUCAGAAGCUGGUUGAACUGGUUCAAGGCACAGUCCGCCACGUUCUGGAGGCAGGGCAUUCUUGCUCUGCCAGAGCAAUGGCAACAGACCAUAGAUGCACAUGCAGAAUAUUUCUAUGAUUUGCUCCUUUAUUCCCCUGCUAAAAAUGAUGAAGUUUGUUUACACCAAAAAUAUCGGAAACUUAGUUACCAACCUAACAUUUAAAAAUUGACUAUUGCCAGGUUUUGUUUGAGCCUUUAUUCCUGGAAGUUUGAAAUUUGCAGGUAGAGACUCUCAGAAUCGUCUUCUGGUACAUCAAGGAGUUUUCUGGCCAAAUUUAA